AUGAUUUCUCCCAACGGCCAUAUUUUUCUCAUUGCUGGCCAUGUCUCCCUCACAGGCCUUCUCUACGGCCUGGACACUGGUUCGAUCGGUGUCAUCACUCAGAUGGACCAGUUUCGCGAUUCAAUAGGUCAUCUGUCAUCUACGCAACAAGGAAUAUAUGUUGCGUGUAUUCUCCUUUCAUCUUCGGUUUCCUCUCUCACCAGUGGCCAUGUAUCCGACCGUAUUUCAAGGAAGUAUGGGAUUCUUCUUGGGGCCAUCAUUUCUCUCAUGGGAACCAUCAUUUCAGCUUGUUCUCCAAAUUUCGCCAGUCUGAUUGUGGCCCGUUUGAUUACCGGGGUUGGUAUGGGCCAAGCCAUUUCGGUGACCACCGUGUACCUGGUGGAGAUUGCGCCUGCGAGCAUUCGUGGAGUCACAGCUUGCUUCUUGCAGCUGUAUGUUGUUUUCGGUAUCAUGACCGGGUAUUUUAUCGCCUUCGGAUCUCAUAACAUCCCAGGAAGCCUGUCUUGGAGGCUGCCAUUUGUUAUCCAAGCUAUUGUUGCCGUGGUUCUUCUUGUAGGUAUCAUUUUCGUGCCAUUUUCCCCCCGAUGGUUGGUUCAGGUCGGCCGCAUUGGUGAUGCACACCGGGUGUUGAGUAAAGUACGACCACUAUCCGCCGUGGAGGGGGAGCUGCAUGAGAUCCAGCAAAGUAUGGACCCCGAAAAACUGCAAGCGACUGCAAGCUUCAAGGAGAUCUUCAAUCACAAAUACAGGAGUCGAACAGCCUUAGGGAUCUUUUUGAUGUCAUUCCAGCAAUUAACUGGCAUUGAUGUUGUCCUCUAUUAUGCCCCGAUUCUUUUCCAACAGGCUGGUUUCACGUCCCAAAGAGCUUCAUUUCUUUCUUCUGGCAUUACUGGAAUUGUAAUGCUGCUAUGCACGAUCCCAGCUCAAAUUUGGGUUGACCGAUGGGGCCGUCGAAUGCCUUUAAUCAUUGGAGGAACAGCAAUGGCAGCAUGCUUUAUCAUUAUCGGGUCCCUCUACGCCAAGUAUGGGUAUACUACAGCGGAUGAAGUGAUCCUCGCUUCCGACUCUGCCCAGUGGGCAGUGAUCAUCUUAAUCUAUAUCUUUGUCGCAAACUUUUCCUGGUCUUGGGCUGUGGUUGGUAAGAUCUACGCCUCGGAAAUUAUUCCAACCAGGUUGCGCGCGAAAGUGUGUGCAGUUGAGCUGCUAGCCAAUUGGAUUGUGAACUUCAUUGUAACUCUCACAGCACCUCUCUUCCUACAUUCUUCUCCGAGUGGGCCGUAUUUCCUGUAUGGAUUCUCGACGGUGGUAGCCGUGGGGGUCUGCGUUUUGAUGCCGGAAACAAAGGGUCACAGCCUUGAACAUAUUGAGAACAUAUUUGAGUCCCGAGGCAGCCAAUGA
This is a messenger RNA of Aspergillus ochraceoroseus IBT 24754, 1398 nucleotides long. RefSeq names its product sugar porter family MFS transporter. Gene Ontology annotation, molecular function: carbohydrate:proton symporter activity. Gene Ontology annotation, cellular component: membrane. Gene Ontology annotation, biological process: carbohydrate transport; transmembrane transport. The record is from RefSeq and is a predicted model, not a curated record. The transcript has 4 exons. Lineage: Eukaryota; Fungi; Ascomycota; Eurotiomycetes; Eurotiales; Aspergillaceae. Bases 1 to 1398 code for a protein of 465 amino acids.